Penicillium chermesinum is the source of this 1497-nucleotide messenger RNA. Its product is annotated as putative MFS monosaccharide transporter. The transcript has 3 exons. The record is from RefSeq and is a predicted model, not a curated record. Gene Ontology annotation, cellular component: membrane. The coding region runs from base 1 to 1497 and encodes 498 amino acids. Gene Ontology annotation, biological process: transmembrane transport; carbohydrate transport. Lineage: Eukaryota; Fungi; Ascomycota; Eurotiomycetes; Eurotiales; Aspergillaceae. Gene Ontology annotation, molecular function: carbohydrate:proton symporter activity.
AUGGGCUUCCUCCUUUUCGGUUAUGACCAAGGCGUUAUGUCCGGUAUUAUCAGCGCACCGAAGUUUUUCAAGCUGCUUCCCAUGCUGGACGGAGACAACACUUUGCAGGCCACUGUCACGGCUGUCUACGAAGUUGGAUGCUUGUUCGGCGCUAUGUUUGCUCUGUUCACCGGUGACAGGCUUGGUCGCCGCAAGAUGGUUAUCGCAGGCGCCGCUGUCAUGAUUAUCGGCGUUGUUAUCCAAGUCACAGCUGUCGAAGACGCCACGCCUCUUGCACAGUUCAUUGUGGGACGAGUCGUGACUGGUGUUGGUAACGGAAUGAAUACUUCUACCAUCCCGACCUACCAGGCUGAAUGUUCCAAGACUAGCAACCGUGGUCUUCUGAUCUGUAUUGAGGGAGGUAUUAUUGCUAUUGGAACAGCUAUCGCCUAUUGGAUCGACUUCGGUGCCUCCUUCGGGCCAGUGGACCUUGUUUGGCGAUUCCCCAUUGCUUUCCAGAUCGUCUUCGGUUUGGUCAUCGUUGUCCAUGAGGGAGAAUAUGCUUUGGCCGCCCUCGCUGGUAAAGAGAUUGACGACCAUGAGACUCAGCUUCAGAAGCAGCUUGUAUUGGAAUCUAUCGAAGCUGCUGGUGCUGCCGAGGGUGCAGGAUACUCGGAUCUCCUUACUAGUGGCCGUACCCAACACUUCCGUCGCAUGUUGAUUGGGUCCUCCUCGCAAAUUGCUCAACAGCUCUCUGGAUGCAACGCCGUCAUUUACUACCUGCCUGUCCUGAUGCAGCAGUCGCUGGGCAUGGAGCGAUUGCUAUCCAUGAUUAUCUCCGGUGUGAACAUGAUUGUCUACGCACUCUUUGCUACCUUCUCCUGGUUCUUCAUUGAGAAGAUUGGUCGUCGUAAGCUGUUUAUCGGCGGUAUGACCGGUCAACUUGUCGCCAUGAUCAUCGUCUUUGCUUGUCUUAUCCCCGACAAGCCGGAACCAUCAAAGGGCGCUGUCUUCGGUUUCUUCCUUUACAUGUCCUUCUUCGGUGCUUCAAUCCUGCCUCUGCCCUGGUUGUACCCUGCCGAGAUCUCGCCCAUCCGUACCCGUGCCAAGGCCAACGCUGUCUCGACCUGCUCCAACUGGCUCUUCAACUUCACAGUUGUUAUGAUCACCCCUGUUAUGGUAGACCGAAUUAGGUGGGGUACUUAUCUGUUCUUCGCUGCCUGGAACGCCGUCUUCAUCCCCGUCAUGUACUUCUUCUACCCCGAGACCGCGGGCCGCAGUCUGGAAGAGAUCGAUAUCAUCUUUGCCAAGGGUUACUGCGAAAACAUGAGCUAUGUCAAGGCCGCCAAGGACCUUCCCAAGCUCACCGACGAGCAGGUCGAGGAGAAGGCCCUUGAGUAUGGCUUCGGCGGUGCUGGCAGCGGUGCUAGCGAUGAGGAGAAGGGCCACAACUCGACAAGCUCGGAUGCCAACGAGCUUCAGGAAGAGGUUCACCAGGAUAUCGUGGCGAACGAGUGA